UCCCAGGUCUCUUUUGGACCUGAGUCCUCGGGCUCCGAGUUGGCUCCAGCUGCCCCGCUGCCUAGGAUGCUGCAGGGGCUUCUGGGCUCUGAGGAUGAAGAGCAGGAAGACCCCAAGGAUUACUGCAAGGGUGGCUACUACCCCGUGAAGAUCGGCGACUUGUUCAACGGGAGGUACCACGUGGUGCGCAAGCUGGGCUGGGGCCACUUCUCCACCGUCUGGCUCUGUUGGGACAUCCAGCGUAAGCGGUUCGUGGCCCUGAAAGUGGUGAAGAGUGCAGGGCAUUACACGGAGACAGCUGUGGAUGAGAUCAAGCUCCUGAAAUGUGUGCGGGACAGUGACCCCAGUGACCCCAAAAGGGAGACCAUUGUCCAGCUGAUUGAUGACUUCAGGAUCUCAGGGGUUAAUGGCGUCCAUGUGUGCAUGGUGCUGGAGGUCCUGGGCCACCAGCUUCUCAAGUGGAUCGUCAAGUCCAACUACCAGGGCCUGCCUGUGCCCUGCGUGAAGAGCAUCAUAAGGCAGGUGCUGCAUGGCCUGGACUACCUGCACACCAAGUGCAAGAUCAUCCACACGGACAUCAAGCCCGAGAACAUCCUGCUGUGUGUGGGCGACCCCUACAUCAGGCGUCUGGCUGCAGAGGCCACGGAGUGGCAGCAGGCGGGGGGCCCACCGCCCUCCCGCUCCACAGUCAGCACUGCACCCGAGGAGGCCUUGACUGGCAAACUGUCUAAGAACAAGAGGAAGAAGCUGCGGCGCCGACGGAAGCAGCAGAUGCGGCUGCUGGAGGAGCGGCUGCGGGACCUGCGGAGGCUGGAGGCCAUGGAGGCUGUGACCCAGGCGGAGGACGCCAGCUCAAGAAUAGAGGGGGGCAGUGGCUCCACCUCCUCCUCUGGCUUCUCAGGCUCCUUCUUUUCGGCCACCUCGUGCUCCAUCCUCUCCGGAUCCUCCAACCAGCGGGAGAGCGGGGGCCUCCUUUCACCCAGCAUGCCAUUUGGUGCCUCAAGCCUCCUGGUAAACCCCCUGGAGCCCCAAAAUGCAGACAAGAUCAAGAUCAAGAUUGCAGACCUGGGCAACGCCUGCUGGGUGCACAAGCACUUCACAGAUGACAUCCAGACUCGGCAGUACCGGGCCGUGGAGGUCCUGAUUGGGGCUGAGUAUGGGCCCCCCGCCGACAUCUGGAGCACAGCCUGCAUGGCCUUUGAGCUGGCCACUGGCGACUACCUGUUUGAACCCCACUCUGGUGAAGACUACAGUCGGGACGAGGACCACAUCGCCCACAUCGUGGAGCUGCUGGGAGACAUUCCCCCGGUGUUCGCCCUCUCAGGCCGCUACUCUCGGGAGUUCUUCAACCGGAGAGGCGAGCUGCGGCACAUCCACAACUUGAAGCGCUGGGGCCUGUACGAGGUGCUCAUGGAGAAGUACGAGUGGUCCCUGGAGCAGGCCACGCAGUUCAGCGCCUUCCUGCUGCCCAUGAUGGAGUACCUCCCCGAGAAGAGGGCCAGUGCUGCUGAGUGCCUCCGACACCCCUGGCUCAACCCCUAG
Molecule: messenger RNA, 1542 nt
Organism: Elephantulus edwardii (Cape elephant shrew)
Lineage: Eukaryota; Metazoa; Chordata; Mammalia; Macroscelidea; Macroscelididae
Gene: SRPK3
Product: SRSF protein kinase 3
Exons: 15
Coding region: 67-1542 (491 amino acids)
Biological process (GO): regulation of mRNA processing; spliceosomal complex assembly; protein phosphorylation
Molecular function (GO): protein kinase activity; ATP binding
Source: RefSeq, a predicted model, not a curated record